Molecule: messenger RNA, 766 nt
Organism: Umbelopsis ramanniana AG
Lineage: Eukaryota; Fungi; Mucoromycota; Umbelopsidomycetes; Umbelopsidales; Umbelopsidaceae
Exons: 8
Coding region: 154-630 (158 amino acids)
Biological process (GO): protein sumoylation
Cellular component (GO): nucleus
Molecular function (GO): SUMO conjugating enzyme activity
Source: RefSeq, a predicted model, not a curated record
CGCUCAGCGGCUCGGUCGCGGGAAAGACGUGAAAUUGGUACACUGUCUCCACUUCAGCAAGCUCUAUUCAUUCUCCGCCUGCUCAAUAAAUUUUUGUGCUGAGGGAUUGAAAGUGGUUGGAACACUGAGAGUAAAGACACCCAAGUGAAUGAAAUGAGCACUGGAAUUGCACGAGCACGCCUGGGAGAAGAACGAAAACAAUGGCGAAAAGAUCAUCCACAUGGCUUUUGGGCACGACCAGGUAAAAACGACGACGGCACAAUGGACUUGAUGAACUGGUCCUGUGGAAUUCCCGGCAAGACUGGGACUAUGUGGGAGAAUGCUGUUUAUAAGCUUGUCAUGCUGUUUCCUGAAGAUUAUCCAAGCAAACCACCAAAAUGUAAAUUUACUCCACCCUUAUUCCACCCUAAUGUCUAUCCAUCCGGAACCGUCUGCCUAUCUAUAUUGAACGAGGAGGAAGCAUGGAAACCCGCCAUCACCAUCAAACAGAUUUUGCUAGGUAUCCAGGACUUGUUGGAUGAUCCAAACCCAGACAGCCCUGCACAGUCAGAAGCAUAUCUUCUUUUCCGAAAGGACCGCCCGCAAUAUGAAAAGAGAGUUCGCUUGCAAGCCCAGCAAAAUAUGGCAUAGAUGCAGGCCACUUUGUAAUAGUGGCAUCGUACUUUUUGUUUGCACAACGUUAUUUCUCUUGAAAGUUGAACUCUUAAUCCCGGUAUUCCAAUACCAAUCGAUUUCCACGUAAGGAAGAUUAAGACGAUGAAAGAAA